Messenger RNA from Pisolithus orientalis, 2353 nucleotides. Its product is annotated as mitochondrial distribution and morphology proteins-domain-containing protein. Lineage: Eukaryota; Fungi; Basidiomycota; Agaricomycetes; Boletales; Pisolithaceae. The transcript is spliced from 9 exons. Gene Ontology annotation, cellular component: mitochondrial inner membrane. Gene Ontology annotation, biological process: mitochondrion inheritance. The record is from RefSeq and is a predicted model, not a curated record. The coding region runs from base 41 to 2143 and encodes 700 amino acids.
GUGCUCUUCUCCAUGCAUCUCGCCGUCUCUGCGUUUGGCCAUGGUGGGCCCCUCCUUGCUUGCACCUAAAAACCCCGGUUUUCGUCUGCUCAGCCGACAAAAUGCCAUUUUUCGUCACGCUGGUCGUGGCACAUUCCAAUCAAAUGUCGACCGUUACAGCACCAUUCGCCUCUUUUUCAAACAGCAGCUCAUGACAUCCACUGCGAAUCAACCUGUUAAACGAGACAUUGGUUCGAACAUGGUUUCAAGUAUACGGUCCCGUGGUCUGGAAGGAGCAAACCCUUCGGGUAGAUGCAGGGUUCUUACGUGCCGCAAUCACUCAAGUUCCGAGCAUAAUUCGCAGCGUGGUGUCGACAGCACUCCGGGGGGUAGUAGCCAAAAGAUGGACUCGCCGCCGCCUUUGAACUGGGAAAAUUAUCCAAAACUGUAUCGCAGGUUAGCGGUGUCACUUUCCCACCUGCACCGUCCCACCAGGGAUGAUUUCCUCAAAGUCGCAGACGGCUUCUGGCAGCGGUUGCGCAUACGCUUCAAGUGGUUCACCAUCAGGUCAUUUCGAAAAUUCAAUGCCGACGACAUAUCUGCGUUCAUUACCUGGUUCCUUAUGAGCCAAACACUGUGGAUCUUCAUCGGCACAACCACUUUUUUUUCGGUUGUCUUCGCUACUGCCAAUAGUUUGCGACUACAAGAAUACGUUGCCCGAGGUAUUUCCAAUUAUUUAACUAGUGAAAGGGGGGUUACUGUUAUCUUCGAGUCCGCCAUCGUACCAAAAUGGAAGGACUCCCGAAUAUCAUUCAAAAACGUGUAUAUUUCUCGGCGACCUCAAUCAAUACCAACAGUCCCACCUAAGAAACCUUCUGGACAUAGAGCAGCGGUCGGGUACGAUGUGAGUAGUCACCCCGCAUACAACGAUCCUGUCGAAGAAGACGAAGAAAUUUCUCCGAGCCACGAGGAGGACGACCUGAAUUACACAAUGUUCGAUCUGAAUGUCGACUCGAUCGAUGUUACCUUAUCUCUUCAGCGCUGGUUCGACGGGAAGGGUCUCGUGGAGGACGCUGUGGUCAAGGGCGUCCGUGGUGUGAUAGAUCGUCGUUCCGUCUAUUGGGAUCCGGAAAACCCCCUUGACCCAGCUGCGUUCCGCCACCCCGCUCACCAAGGUGACUUUGAAUUGCAAUCACUUCAACUCGAAGACGUUCUCGUCACCGUUUAUCAGCCUGGAGAUUUCCGGCCGUAUACCACGUCUAUCUUUCGCGCUGACAUUCGGAAGUUACGGAAACAAUGGCUAUUUUACGAUUUCCUGUCUGCAGAAAACGUGGUCGGGCAAUUUGAUAACUGCCUUUUCAGCCUACACAAGCCGCAGAGUAUCGGACGGACAACGGAACAGGAUCUUAGAGAUGGAAAAUGGUCCCGAAUGUCCAGGAUACGUAUCGAUGGUGUCAACAUAGACCAUUUACAAAACUCUACAACAGAUCAAGGUGGACCCCUUUCGUGGAUUACAUCCGGAAAAGUCGAUGCUGUUCUAGAUAUCAAAUUUCCUCGGGAUCUCGAGGAUGAGUUUCCCUUCAACGCCAUCCUGGGGGAGUUGGCAGAGGUUAUUACCACGGCAGCUACGGUAUCACUCAAUAUCGAUCGUAUUCCGGGCCAGAGAGAGCUUGCAAAGCCCCCAUUAAGCGCCCCUUUCACUGAGGAGAGCGGAGGAGAUUCAGAUAAACCUAAAGUUGUGAUCGAUAUAGACUUGCGCUUCCGAGAUCUGAAAGCCUCCGUUCCGCUCUUUACCUCGGACUUGACCUACGUCAACAAUGCGUUGAUUAGGCCCAUCGUGGCAUUUAUGAAUGCACAUCACACUCUUGUGCCUAUCCAUUGCAGAGUAAUCAAAGACUUCUCCGACUUUGAUGGCGCGUGGACAAUGUGGGAAACUGGACUGAUGGAUGAAAUAUCCCAAAAGGUGUACGAUGCGUUGGCGUAUCACGUUACUGAAGUCAACAUGAACCGACGGGUGAGAGCAGUGGGGGUUUGGAGCCUGCAGAUGACGGCGAGCACAAUGCUGUCUGCGCUGAGGAACCUGAUUGACCCCAUGGCCGCCCAAGUUAGGGAAAUGUACCAUGCGAACGGGUUUCCUUUCGAUAUCCAAAUUCCUGGCCCGUGAACUUGGUAUGAUAGAUAACAGAAUGUUCUGUGAAAAUGAAUUCGACCCCCAUUCAUAUCCUACAUUUAAUCCUACGCUCUAAUGCUGAAAGUACCUGUAGUGUACCCCUAAUAUACUCGUGGUACAUGGAAGUUCGUAGUGUCCUAUGUAUUACCUCGCUGGGUCAGAGGGUGCAUCGGCAAUGGUCCCAAAGAUGGUAAGCUGUCUCCG